AAAAAGUUAUUGGAGCCGAGAAAAGAAUAAUUUAAUCAAGAUGUUGCGCAUACCAGGUAUGCCCCUCCUCCCGGGGACGCUCUUUCGCGAAGUCAAUAAAGCCUACUACCCGAAAUCGCAAACGUUGCUCAAUUUUCGUGGCAUACCGAUGUUAAGUGAUCGCCAUGUGGCGAUGCCCGAGGAUCCAGCCGGCGUUGUCAUCGACAUUGCCUGUCCGCCGGCGAAUGCACACGCAUUAUAUCCACCUCGAACGGGCCCACGUCUACCGCCCUGGCUAGCCUACGACAAGAAGGUGCUGUUUUUUCGCGCCUAUUUAAAGCAGACGCUGCAGGAGAACUAUCAUGCACCGUAUAUGGUUCGACAUUUUAAGGUUUACUACUAUAUGGAGGAUGGCACUCUUGAGAUAUACGAGCCCAAGGUUGAGAACUCUGGCAUUGUACAGGGGUGUAUUCUACAUCGUCAGCGUGUCCCCAAGCCACCGCCAUGCGAGAACGAAUUCAUAUCGAUCAUUGACCUCAAUGUUGAUCGCACUGUGCAGAUUUACGAUCGCAACUAUCACUUUGUCGACUGUGAUCGCUUCACACGCGAUUUUCUCAACAAGCGCGGCAUUGUGGUCCCAGAUCCUGUGAUGGCUGCCAUUGAUCCUGCCGCGGGGGUGAGCAAACGUGGUCAAUCCCGACCCAGCAAUCCACCCGAGAAACGACAUCCAUUUGCCCAGUUCCUCAAGUAUGAUCGACAGAUACUGAAGUUUCAGGCAUAUUGGGAUGAUCGCACCGACAUGGGCGAUGUGCGCAAACUUGAGGUGUGCUAUUAUCUGGCCGAUGAUACUAUCGAGGUGAAGGAGGCUCACAUAACGAACUCAGGACGCGAUGGCCCCACUGUUUUCCUCAAACGGGGACGCUUGCAACGCGAAUUUGAUGGAAUGUUGAUGCCCGGUCAACAAACUCCGAAAACCUUGCUUAAUGUGUUGGGAACAGCGCGGAAUGUGCGCUACUGCGUCGAUCCUUUGAAUAUGGGUAACAAGGAGAUAUUGUAUUACGGCCAACGGGAUUUGCAGAUCGGCACCGUGAUCAAUGUGUAUGGCCGUGCUGUGGUCAUCACCGACAUGGAUCCAUUUACAAAGCAAUACUAUCGCGAUCACUAUGGGAUAGAAGACUUUACGCCGAUUGCGGUGCCAACGAGAUCGGAUGUUUGCAAGCCGUAUGACAAGUCGAGCCGAGUGCUGCCACCGUUCAAUGGCUGGGGCAGUUUCGAGGACUCCGCCGGUAAUUGUGUGUCCAUUGUGGCCAAACGUCCUAAAACCGAUUUCAGGAAAUUCAUAAAACUCGAUCGCUAUGUGCUGCGUUUUGGGGCCAAAAUGUUGUCCACAAUACGGGAAAACUGCGAGCGGAUCUUUGUGAUUAGCUAUUACCUCAGCGAUGAUACGAUGCAGGUGCAGGAGAUAGCGGUGCGCAAUUCAGGAUUCCUUGGCGGUGUCUUCAUGAAGCGGGGUCGCGUCCUUAUUCCCGGCCAGGAGACGUUCACCUGCAAGCAGCCACAAUAUUAUAAGCCCUGCAAUUUCUUCAUUGGUGGUACCAUGGUCAUCAGAGACUUUAUCUUUUAUUUGGCUUCGGCUGAUGAGUUCACUUUGAUGUAUAUGGAGCAUCAUCCGGAACAGUUUCCGCACUGUGAUAUUGAAAAGAUUUUGGAAAAGGUGCGUAAAUCUCUAGAGACACACAUGUCACAAUUUGUCGCUUCCUGUGUCCCUGACUGCACUGAUCUGGAGCGAAAGAUGGAGAAGUGCACCGUGUUUGUUUCCUUCGAGAGCCUUAAGAGUGCUUUGAUUGCCAUCAUGGGCAAUACGAUCAGUGAUCAUGAGAUAAUAUCACUUUGCCGUCAUUUCUCUGGGGAGCAGGCUCCUCCAAAUGCUUGCGCCAGAGAUAAGGUGCGUGCCUGCGCUCAUUUGGAGAUCAAGCGUUCGCUAUGGAAUGGUAGAGAUGAGCUGAUGGAGCAUUUCCACCACAUCAAUCCCACCAACAAACCGUUCCUGCCGGAGAACCAAGUGCGGUCAACUUUGCGCGGAUUCCGCAUGCCCUUUACUCUGGAGCUAAUCGAUAAUAUAUUGUCCGUGCUGAAUCGCAAUGAUUGUGAUGAUAUAGAGGUCUGCGAUCUGAUGAAUUUCAUUGAUGUCUCUUGUACGAAGGGCUGUGAUAUGCCUCCCAUCAAUUACGCAUUUGAGCUCUGCCCCAAAUUACCCUUUCAGUACAAGGGACGCGUCGUUGACUUUGGGUGCUUCAUUAAAGCACUCGGUUGUCCCCUCAAUCUGUCCAGUGGCAAUCCUCAAGCGAUAAAUAUGAUUGGCGAUGCUAGAAUUCUGCCACCAUCAUCUACAGUCGAUUGCUAAACACGCACUCGAUGCUUAAUCGUUUCAAGUGAUUCGCAUGCUUAGUUUCUGAAAAAACAUUUCAGAUGUUAAUUCAAAAUUUAAUGUACGAUAUCGGACAAGCCGGAUAUUGACAACUAUAUUAUGUAAGGGCGUAAGCAGGAGAUAGGGGUCCAUGCGGCUAUCAAUUUACAAAGUUUGGUCUCCUCUACAAAAAGGUGGGUACGGCCUGAUUCAUGUCGCAUAAUUUAGCAUACCUUAUUUUGUGGCGAAUGAUAACACUAUCCGCAGAGCGCUCUAUAAUGUACAUACCAAGACAUUUUUAAUUCGAAUUAUUUACGAGAUAGAGUGGUGUCAGAGCCUGUGACAAAAUGUAUGGUGAUCGGCGCCAGUGGACCAUUUUGAGAACAUAUUCCAAUGCAGAUUAAAUUUGUGCCUAAAAUAAGACGACUAGUAAAUCGAUAAUUAUAAUCUUAUGGCUCGUUCGAAAAGUAUUCAAAUAUUGUAUUUUUUGUUGUUCACAAAUGGAGAUAAAAAGUCGACUGUGCGAUUGUCUGUGUAUUACCCAUAAGUUUGGAAAAUUUAAAUUUCAUACAAA
Molecule: messenger RNA, 2960 nt
Organism: Drosophila grimshawi
Lineage: Eukaryota; Metazoa; Arthropoda; Insecta; Diptera; Drosophilidae
Gene: Efhc1.1
Product: EF-hand domain-containing family member C2
Exons: 4
Coding region: 41-2383 (780 amino acids)
Biological process (GO): regulation of neuron projection development
Cellular component (GO): microtubule
Source: RefSeq, a predicted model, not a curated record